Mya arenaria is the source of this 3453-nucleotide messenger RNA. RefSeq lists its product as uncharacterized. The transcript is spliced from 2 exons. Lineage: Eukaryota; Metazoa; Mollusca; Bivalvia; Myida; Myidae. The coding region runs from base 578 to 1864 and encodes 428 amino acids. The record is from RefSeq and is a predicted model, not a curated record.
AACUGGGUAGAAAUGAUUUUGAAAUUGAAUAUCAUUCCCCUCUUGGUUUACGCUCUCAAAGGAGUUAAGUGCAAUUAACAAACGCGUGUUGUAUAUUAAUGGGAUAUUAUUUAUGAGGAUUUAUAGCUAUUAUCUCAUAAUUUGAUUUUUCUUCAUAAAGCGUAAAUAUUCGCUUUGCUUGAUUUUGAUAACCCGAUAGCAUAGACGCUAUCGCUAUCAUAGGGAUUAAUGAAUAUCCAUUGCGGUAUCGAAUGUCAGGCUAAAGAGAAAUGGAUAAAAAAAUGAAAUGGGAUUAGAGAGAUAGAGAGAAAAACGAUCCACGAUUUUGAUAUAAAAUCAAUCUAACAGAACCACAGCAUGCAUGAAUUAAAAUAAGAUAUCAAAAAUCUGUAGUGCAAUGGUUUGGACACAUCGCUGGAUAAAAACUUCGGAGACAAAGUAGAUCAGCUAAAUUAUCUAAUAACAAACAGUUCUGCUAUAGAGGUGGCGCUCUUGUAAAGAUAAAUUUCUUGUGAUUUGGAAACAGGAAUAAGAAAAUAUCGUAUUUGAUUGUAUGGAUAUAAUGUGACGUCAAGACAUGUCUACGGACGACAGUGAAAGUGUGACGUCAGAAAGUAGCACGAGCACGGAAAGCGAUACUGAUGACGUCAGCGAAAACGCAUCAGUUCGGUCUCUGGCGUUCAGGGUGAAACCAGGAAAAACGACGGCAACGAUCAAAUCUAAGAAAUCUAAGAAAAGAGUUCGAUUUAAACCCGGAGAUAGCUUAGUUCUUGUGUACUGGAUUCCUAAUAGAGAAAUGCUUGGACUUAAAAGUGGAUCUGACGAUUCAGAUGAUAGCGGUGAAGAAACCGAUGACGAAGAUGAUGAUGAUGAGGAUGAUGUUGACGAUGAUGAAGAUGACGACGAUGAAGAUGAUGAUGACGACGAUGACGAUGAGGAUGAUGAUGAUGACGAUAGUGAUGGUGAAAGGAAAGCUAAAGUGAAAUCUAAAAAAGAUAAACCUUUCGCAAGACUUAUCGCAGUUAAACAAAUAAACAACAGAAGGAGGUCACUUCCGGAUUUAAGAAACAACAUAAGGAAAACUCCUGAAAGGCCAAAAUCUGCUACUACUGUUGAUGUUAAUCUCCAACUACAGAAAUCUAAGAAACGGAAUAAAAAGUUCGUUAAAAAGGAUAGGAAGGAACGAGGUAAGAAUUCUAAAAAGGAAGUAGUUGCAAAUCUUCCUGUGAUUUCUGUAAACAAUAGAAAACUUCCUAAGAAGAAUAAGUUGAACGCAAUAAAGCCCGAUAUUGAAAAACCAAACAGACAUAGGCGAAGUAGGGCGAGGCUGUUAGAAAUAAGAGCAACCGUAGAGUCUCAAAAUAGACAAGGUGUUCAAAUGAGUGCUCCGAAAAUGACGUAUAAGAAUGACGUCAGAACUUCAAUUCCUGACGUCAACAAUUCCUUGACUGGUACAUCAAAACCGUUAACGAAUCGAACCCGCCUACAACCGACCUCCUUCCGAAUAACCAAACCGGAUAGACCCAACUCAGGCGUCUCACAUUCUACUACGGAACUUCCGGUUGAGAAACCGCGUUCCGUCGCUCACGUUGUGUCCGCGAGCUACGAUUCUUUAACAAGUGUUCUUCCAAGCUCUUAUGUUCAACUGACCUCCGCUCUUCAAAAACACGGAAUAGUUGAAAAAGAAAGUAUCACAAGACUUGACCCCGAUAAUAUGAACGCGGCCUCAAAGCGGAACUACGGUUGGCAAAUUGCCAACGGCACCAUCUCUAGUCAGUCACUGCGCACACCUAGCAUACUUCCGUUUUUAGACAGCCUUCAAAAUUCAAUUUCGGACAAUAACACGAUUAAGCUUCCGACUUGAUUUUCGUGCCAAGUAUUAAUUAGGAUUAAACGCUUUUUCUCAUGGCAAAUAGUUCAACAAUUUACAUUGACCGACUAACACGGAAGUGGGGUUGGGGCUGACCAAGUUAUCCAGUGCAAAAAAACAACAAGUUUCAGGUUUACACAAUCAGGAUAGAGUGUUCUUUUUAUAACAUUUGUAUACAUCUUUACCAUGUAUAACAUUUAGCCGAUUGUUCAGAACAUUGUUUAAGUUAACAAUGCGAGUAACGGAUUCCUUGUUAACUCUUUAACGUGAAACAUUUGAUUAUGUGCUCACAUAUUGAAAUAGAAACAAGUACUGCUGAAACAGUUUUCUCAAAUACAGCGUAUCAAAAUAUCAACUUCCAGAUUAGUAACGAUUUGAAAGUUAACAAUGAGUUGUUAACUUACACAAAGUUCUGAAUAUUCAGUCUGUUGUCUUUUUUGCCAUUAGCCACGUUGAUUCAAACCAUUUUUGUCAAUUUAUGACUGAGAGGUUUUCGCCCAUCUUUUACAGAUAUUAGUUUAAAGCUGCACACUCACAGAUUGACAGUUUUGACUUUUGUUUUACUUUUUUUCUCAGAAUCAGCUGAUUUUGGUGACAAUGGCUUAUUAUUUCAAUCAUUAUCAGAUAAUUGUUUGGAAAACUGCCAAAAAAACAAAAAACAACAACGAAAGCGUUAGUAACGCUUUUAGUCAUAAUAUAUCAAAUUUCGAGAGUAAAUAUGAAAAAUUGCGAUCUGAUCUUUUGUCAGCAGUCUUGAAUCCCUGGUUUCCAGACAUUUACGCAAAAAAUUGCUUAUUCCAAGACAAAAAUAUAAAAAAGCGUUGUCAAAAUGGUCAAUCUGUGAGAGUGCAACUUUAAUGUCAAUAAUCCCAUUCUGAAAACACAUUCAAAUUGAUAGUUCAUGUUUAUUCUUAAUUGGAGUGAAAAAGGAAAGUUGAUUUUUUUCGCAGCUUUUUGGAAUACGCAGGUGAUUUUCGCUUACAACCAACACUAAUAGCUGGGUGUUCUUUGAUGAGUACUGGAACUGCUUCUAAUAAAUCGCAGCGUGUAUUUUCCCAACGCACAUCAGCUAUACGCAUUUUGCUUCAGCAGAAAUCUGUUUUAUUUCUGUUAAAAGUUCAUAUUCAUGUAUCUGAUAUCUGGCAUAUAUGCUAUAAUGAGGUCUGUGGAGCUAUUCACGUUACCGAUACAAAAUUUGAUCACGAAACAAACUUUUGACAAUUUUCAGAAUUGACUUAGUCUAUGAGAAAAAAUAAAAAAGAUUUAUCAAAAAGAUUUAUCAAAAUACGCUAUGAUUGACCUUUUUUUAGGCACGAUACCUUGCAAAAACUGAAAAUGUAACUAAAUCCUCCACAAUAUUCAUUUUUGCUGAUUUUAUACAUUCCAUGCCAUGUUCGCUGUACGCAAAAUCUUUUUACAUUAUAUUACAAAAAUAUCAGGUUCUAUUUGUUAUUUAUUGAUGUUUUAUGUUCAAUUUUAGUUCAUAAUUGAUAUAUAAUUGUAUGCCUAUAGUGAUUCUACGUUAUUACUAUGUAAUAGACAUUAUAAUAUUACUUAAUAAUUGAAUAAAACCAGAAAAGAUU